Spirometra erinaceieuropaei is the source of this 1215-nucleotide messenger RNA. Lineage: Eukaryota; Metazoa; Platyhelminthes; Cestoda; Diphyllobothriidea; Diphyllobothriidae. The record is from the annotation of a GenBank genome assembly.
AUGCAGGACGCCUGGACUGCUCGCAAAGCUGAGGAGAUCCAAGGCUACGUGGACCGCAACGAAUGGAAGAACUUCUUCUCUGCGAUCAAAGCUGUCUACGGUCCGCCAACGAAGGACACUGCCCCUCUCCUCAGCGCCGACGUUAGCACUCUCCAGACUGAGAAGACACAAAUUCUGCAGCGAUGGGCUGAGCAUUUUCGAGGCGUCCUCAACCGCCCUUCGGCCAUCUCUGACGCCGGUAUCGCGCGUUUGCCGCAAAUGCAGACCAACGUGGAGCUCGAUCUCCCGCCAUCUCUCCAGGAAAUCAUCAGAACCGUGCAACAGCUCUCCAGCGGGAAAGCACCCGGAUCGGACGCAAUCCCUGCUGAGGUCUACAAGCACGAAGGUCCCCAACUGAUGGAUCACCUGACUGCGCUCUUCCAGCAGAUGUGGCGUCAAGUCGAAGUCCCGCAAGAUUUCAAGGACGCAACGAUCGUGCAUCUCUACAAGCGCGAAGGGAAUCGCAUAGUCUGCGACAAUCACCGCGGCAUCUCCUUGCUGAACAUCGCUGGGAAGAUCUUCGCACGAAUCCUCCUCAACCGCCUCAAUAACCAUCUCGAACAGGGCCUUCUGCUUGAAAGCCAAUGCGGUUUCCGUCGUCAUCGUGGGACCACAGACACGAUCUUUGCCGCCCGUCAACUUCAGGAGAAGUGCCAGGGGAUGCGGACCCACCUGUACUCUACCUUCGUGCACCUGACGAAAGCCUUCGACACGGUGAAUCGUGAAGGACUGUGGAAGAUCAUGCAGAAAUUCGGCUGUCCGGAGCGAUUCAUUCAGAUGGUGCGUCAGCUGCACGACGGUAUGAUGGCGCGAGUCACGGACAACGGAGCUGUCUCAGAGGCAUUCGCAGUGACCAAUAGAGUGAAGCAGGGCUGCGUACUGGCACCUACCCCCUUCAGUCUUAUGUUCUCUCCCGUGCUGAUGGACGCCUACCGCGACGAACGCCCCGGGAUCCGCAUCGCAUACAGGACGGACGGUCGCCUCCUGAAUCAACGGCGGAUGCGCUUCCAAUCGCGCGUAUCCACAACCACUGUUCACGAACUCCUCUUCGCCGACGACUGCGCCCUGAACACCACCUCGGAAGAGGAGAUGCAACGGAGCAUGGACCUGUUCUCCGCCACCCUUGAGAACUUCGGUCUGGCCAUUAACACGCAGAAGACGGUGGUGAUGCACUAA